AUGGACAAAGCGAAGGAUAAGUUUGAGCUGCCCGACAUCAUUAUCAAUCGGACUGGAAAGAAGACCUAUCGAAAGGGGAAGUUCCUCGGACGGGGAGGCUUCGCGAAAUGCUACGAGUUCAUCGACACAUCCGACAAUCGCUCCUAUGCCUGCAAGGUCAUCUCCAAGGCCCAGCUGGUCAAAGAUAAACACAAGACAAAGAUGAGUCUUGAGAUCUCAAUUCACCGAAGCGUCGAUCACAAGCACAUUGUAAAGUUUUACAACUUUUUCGAAGACGAAAACUUUAUCUACAUCAUUCUCGAGAUAUGCGGCAAGCGGUCGAUGAUGGAGAUGCACAAGCGCCGAAAGACCAUCACCGAGCCGGAGUUGCGCUACUACGUUCGCCAGAUUGCCCUCGCCUGCGUCUACCUGCACGACAACAAAAUAGUGCAUCGCGAUCUGAAGCUGGGCAAUCUCUUCCUCAAUGAUGACAUGCACAUCAAGGUGGGCGAUUUUGGACUGGCCUCGAAGCUCUGCCCCGGCGAGAGGAAGAAGACACUGUGCGGCACGCCCAACUACAUCGCACCCGAGGUGCUGCUCGAGGCCGGUCACGGCUACGAGGUGGACGUUUGGUCGCUGGGCUGCAUCGUCUACACGCUCAGCGUCGGAAAGCCGCCCUUCGAGACGGACGAGCUGAAGAGCACCUACCGUCGCAUCAAGAAGAACGACUACACCAUUCCAAUGCACAUCAACCCGCAGCUGGCGGGCUUCAUCUCCAAAAUGCUCAGAGCCGAUCCGACGAAGCGACCGACGAUGCGCGCCAUUCUCAAUGAUCCCUACCUCGCUGGAAACUACAUACCCUCGGCACUGCCUACCUCCUGUCUGAGCAUUGCACCGCGAGCCAACGAGAGCAACCGUCUUUCCAUUCUGUGCGGCGACUCGCCUCGCCGUCCCUUCUCUGAGAUGGCCAAUCACCUGAAGAAGGAGACCAUCCACGAGAUGCCCAACCACGGCCUGGAGAAGGGCCCCUCUGACUUUUACCUCUCUGAGCUGCGCGAACAGGUGAACAAGCUACUGUCCUCGAAUCGCCUCAAGCUGAAGAUGCCCAUGAGCGAGGACGAGGCGGAGCACCCGGCGGCGAUGCCCUUCUUCUGGAUCAGCAAGUGGGUCGACUACACGGACAAGUACGGCAUUGGCUACCAACUUUGUGAUAACAGCAUCGGCGUGCUCUUCAACGACAACACCAAGCUCAUCCUCAUGCCGGAUGAGAUUAACUUUCACUACGUGGAGCGCAACUCGGACGAGCAGUACUACAAAUACAACUCGUCGCCGGACCAUCUUCUGAAGAAAACCACCCUCUUCCGCUACUUUCGCAAUUACAUGAACAGUCACCUGAUGAAGAUGGGCGAGAAGCAGAAGGCGCUGCUCGACGAGAAGGAGGAGAUGGCCCGCGUGCCGCACAUUAACUGCUGGAUUCGCACCGGCAGUGCCAUUGUCUUUCACCUCACUAACGGCACCGUUCAGAUCAACUUCUUCAAGGACCACGUGAAGCUGAUCCUGUGCCCGCACAUGGCUGCCGUCACCUUUGUCAAUGAGCAGGGUGAGUUCAAGUCUUACAAGUUUAGCCUGCUGGAGGAGUAUGGCAUCAACAACGAGCUCCACCAGCGUCUCAAGUACGCCAAAGAGGUGCUCGAGCAUCUGUACAAAAAGUCGGUCAGUGCCUAA
Molecule: messenger RNA, 1704 nt
Organism: Rhagoletis zephyria (snowberry fruit fly)
Lineage: Eukaryota; Metazoa; Arthropoda; Insecta; Diptera; Tephritidae
Source: RefSeq, a predicted model, not a curated record